Schistosoma margrebowiei is the source of this 771-nucleotide messenger RNA. The record is from the annotation of a GenBank genome assembly. NCBI's taxonomy places the organism in Eukaryota, Metazoa, Platyhelminthes, Trematoda, Strigeidida, Schistosomatidae.
AUGUUGCACAAACAUCCAAAUGAAGGAUCACAUACAUACAAUGAUGGAAUCAAAUAUAAUAAUCAAGUGGUAAUCUGCGACGAUUCCAAGUUAUCUGGAAUGGUUGAUCCAGUACGCACUCGAUUAAUAUUGAAAGUGUUUUUAACCAAUAUCCUUCAAGUGUUUCUAUCAAUAUUGAUGACUACAUUAGUGUUCGCAAUAGAUGAUUCCAUUAAAUAUCUUAACCAAAAUUAUUGGAUUCUUUAUAUUUUAAGUUCCAUUUCGAUUGGUGCAACCAUUGCAAUUUUCUUUAUUCAGAGAUUCCCACAUUUGAAAUACCUCACGGAUUUCCUUUAUGUACUACUCAGCUUCAGCUUCGCUGGCUUGAUAACCUGUCUUUCAAUUUACGCAAAGGGAAUGUUCAUAUUUAUCAGUUGGAUUUUGGCCAUCAUUCUAUCAGUGUUAUUGUUUAUGAUUGGAAUAAACAUUAAACGUGAUUUGGUCAGAUACUUUUGGUUGUUUUUGACGUAUAUCGUUUUUAUCCUUAUUAUCAUUACGAUUCUGGUGAUCUUAUGGAUUUUAAAAAUUCCUGCGGUGACGUGGGCGAUUGGUCUCCUCGUUUUAGCCAUCGUAAUUCCGGCUAGUUUAAUUGAAGCUCAAAUAUUUUGUGGAGGAAGAAGAAUAUACUACAGAGCUGAAGAUUUCAUAUUUGCAUCAAUGGUUCAUUUGUUCUUACUGACUUUCUCAUAUUCUGGAUUUAUUUUAAUGCUUCGCAACAUUAAAUUAUCCUAG